Molecule: messenger RNA, 1563 nt
Organism: Manduca sexta (tobacco hornworm)
Lineage: Eukaryota; Metazoa; Arthropoda; Insecta; Lepidoptera; Sphingidae
Exons: 1
Coding region: 251-1213 (320 amino acids)
Molecular function (GO): nucleic acid binding; zinc ion binding
Source: RefSeq, a predicted model, not a curated record
GAUUUACGUGCCGAGGCACGGGGGUAUCCCACCAACUUCCUGACUCCGAGUUGCGACUGAGUAAUUUUUAAGAUAGAAACUCAGUCACAAUUGUUAUAUAUGUAGUUAUAAGUAUAGCGUGCUGCGUACACGCCUUUGGCGAUGGGCUAAUAAAUUAGUGCGUUACGAGCCAGCGUUUGUUUCACUCGUGUCCCGUAUAGCAUACUUAACAGUGGCGACGAGUACCCACACAAAAAAGGAAGAAAAAAUCAUGGCUACUUUUGGCAUUUUGUCUUGUUUUGAUCAUUCCAUACAAGAAUGGAAAGCGUAUAAAAGUAGACUAUCACAGUGGUUUAUCGCGAAUGAUAUCGACGAGAAAUCUGAUGCGACGGGAAAAAGACGAGCAAUUUUGCUGAGCGCACUCAAGGAAGCCACCUACAAAUUGGCUUCAGACCUCGCCUUACCUAAGGAUUUACAAGACGUUCCUUAUGAAGACAUAAUCAAGAUACUUGAUGAUCACUUUACACCCAAAAAGUGCGGGUUUAGUGAGCGACAAAAGUUUUACUCGUCAGUACAACAACAGGGUGAAACACAUCAGCAGUGGGCAGCGCGAUUGCGGGGACUUACUGCUGACUGCGGAUUCACCAACGUGGAGGAAAUACUGCGCGAUCGAUUUGUCUUGGGGAUGCUGGCUGGACCCGAAAAAGAGAAAUUGUUUAGCCACGACAUGAAAUCCUUAACAUUGGCGAAGGCAGUACAAGUAGCUGGGAGCAUACGGUCUGCACAGGCUGGUGCCGCGGCCACAGCCGUUCCCGAGCGCACGACGCCACAGGUGUUCCAGAUCAAGCGCCGCGAGGGCGACGGCAACGGAACAUCUCUUACGGGAAAAGAAAAGUGUUCAGUGUGCGGUCGUUCUAAUCAUAAUUCUACCCAGUGCCGGUUUAUUAACUAUAAAUGCAAGAAGUGUUUUAAAAAAGGUCAUUUACGUAAUGUGUGCAAAGAAAUUAAAUAUAUGGGGGUAGGAGAUGUGAAUGAGGACGAUGACGAUGACGGUAAGUUACUGAACAUUCGCUCGCUGCGCGGAGAACCUAUGACGGAGGUUGUAAUCAUAGGCGGCAUUAAGUUAAGAUUUGAAAUUGACACAGGAUCGGCCGUGACAGUUAUUAAUGAAAAAACCUCAGAGAAAAAACAUAUCGUCAAUAUUUCAGUAACAUACCAUUGUCAAAUACCGUAAAGAAAUUAUUAUCGUAUACAGGUAAUGUCAUGAAAUGUUCGGGGGUAAUAAAUGUUCCCAUAGAAUACGAUGGAAAGCAACUUCCCAUUGACAUUUACAUAAUACGAGACGGGGGUCCGCCUUUGCUGGGCCGUGAUUUUCUGUGCUUUUCAAUUACAACUCAAUUCUUGUAAUUUUAUUAAUAAUUCCAAACCCGACGUUAUUAAUUUACAAAAACGAUUUCCUCGGGUAUUUUCAGACAAACUAGGUAAGUUUAACAAAUACGAAAUAAAACUGAGAUUAAAAAACGACGCUAAACCUAUUUAUUUUAAGGCACGCCCGAUAGCCUUCGCAUUACGUAACAAAGUAGA